AUGAGUAGUGAAGAAUGCUCAGGAUCUGACGCGAGUCCUCAAGGUUAUAACGAGGAGGAUUCAUUGAGGAUCAUAACAAGUGGAGCAUAUAGAGGCAGAUGGCCUUUCUCAAGAAUCAUCCAAGGUUACUUUUUGUACAUAGACCAUCAGCUGCAUACAAAUUCAGUUUCUGAAGCAGAUAUGUGCUUCUUUUUUUCUCUCCUUUCGUGUCUACACUCCCAGGCGGUGGAACGGCAGCCAAGAUUGGAUAUUCAGGCGGUGGCGGCGCGUGGUAGGCUUUUGACUGCUAAGGAUUUUCCUUCUGUUGGCUCAAAGCGAACUGCUGAUUCUGCUUCUCACGCAGGUGCAUCUGCUCCUCGUUCAGGCAGUCCAGUUGUAGGAUGGCCAACUAUUGGAUCUCACAGGAUAAACAGUUUGGUUUAUUACCGAGCUACAAAGUCGGCGAGGGGAGAAGAAGAAGCUGGUAAGAAGAAAGUGAAAGAUGAUGAGACUAAAGAUGUGACAAAGAAUGUGAAUGGGAAAGUGGAAGUUGGGUUUAUAAAGGUGAACAUGGAUGGAGUUGCUAUAGGAAGGAAAUUUGAUCUGAAUGCUCAUUCUUCUUACGAUAAUUUGGCGCAGACACUAGAAGAUAUGUUCUUCCGCACUAGCCCGGGUACUAUCGGGUUAACGGGUCAGUUUACUAAACCCUUGAGACUCUUAGAUGGAUCCUCUGAGUUUGUACUUACUUGUGCAGACAAGGAAGGAGAUUGGAUGCUUGUUGGUGAUGUUCCAUGGAGAAUGUUCAUCACCUUGGUAAAAAGACUUCAAGUGAUGAAAACCUCUGAAGAUAAUGGACUCGAUAAUCUGCAAGACAUCAAGAACCGAACGAAAGACAAAUAA
This is a messenger RNA of Thlaspi arvense, 879 nucleotides long. Lineage: Eukaryota; Viridiplantae; Streptophyta; Magnoliopsida; Brassicales; Brassicaceae. The record is from the annotation of a GenBank genome assembly.